Molecule: messenger RNA, 9303 nt
Organism: Psilocybe cubensis
Lineage: Eukaryota; Fungi; Basidiomycota; Agaricomycetes; Agaricales; Agrocybaceae
Exons: 46
Coding region: 1-9303 (3100 amino acids)
Biological process (GO): late endosome to vacuole transport; protein targeting to vacuole; protein retention in Golgi apparatus
Cellular component (GO): extrinsic component of membrane
Source: RefSeq, a predicted model, not a curated record
AUGUGGUGGCUAGAUCCUGGCAAGGAGCUCCUCAAUGUCUUAUUUAAUCGUAUUCUUGCUCCUUAUGUCAUGAAUCUCGACUUGAAUCAAGUAAACUAUGGCAUUGGACAAGGGCAACUUACCCUCAGGAAUCUGAAAUUAAAGAAGGGUGCGCUAGAUAAAUUUCAACUUCCUGUUGAUGUAUUAGAAGGUCAUCUCGGCAAAUUCACCCUUUCGCUACAUUGGAUGAACUUGGGCAAUCAACCCGUUGAAAUUCUCGUGGAAGAUGUUUAUCUUCUUGUAGUUCCCUCUCCUCAAACGAGUACGGAUCCCGAAGAAGACGAGGCGCGAGCACAGGCUGCGAAAUCAGAGCGUCUUGAAAAUGCCGAACUACUACAUGUUCAAAGUCAGGCAGCUGGGCAGUCAGAUGAUUCCACUCAAUCACAAGGCCUCGUGCAAUCCAUCAUAGCGAAGGUUAUAAACAAUGUUCAGGUUACCGUGAAAAAUAUUCAUAUACGAUACGAGGACAACAUGAGUGUUCCCGGGCACCCCUUUGCCGCUGGGCUUACAUUGGCCGGGUUUACGGCUGUUUCCGUGAAUAGCAAUUGGGAAGCUGCAUUCAUUGAAAGUACUGCUGGAGCCAUACAUAAAUUGGCAAAACUGCAAUCAUUGGCGCUCUACUUCGAUACCGAUUCGCCUAGCAUGGCCGGCCUCCCGACUGUGGAGUCUAUCAAAAAGUUUUCUUCGAUGAUUUCGCAUACAGAUGAUGAUGGACAACAUCAAUACAUUCUUAAACCGGUGUCGGGAGAGGGCAGGAUUAUCGUCAACCAUAAAAUUGAUCCUCAAACACCUCGAUUCGACAUUCAGCUUCUCUUUGAAGAAAUUGGGGUUAUCCUUGAUGACAAUCAAUAUCGAGACGCUAUCUCUCUCGCUGACAUGUAUCACGUCUAUCUGCGAAAACGUCAGCAGUAUGGAAAAUAUCGCCCCGCAGAAACAGAAUUUUCAAAAAACCCCGCCAAAGCCCGACUGCAGUAUGCCGCAACCGCUAUAUUAGAGGGCGUCCGUGACAAGAAGAGGAAAUGGACUUGGCAGUACUUUGCGGAACGCAGAGAUGACCGUAAUGCAUAUGUUGCCUUGUUUCAGAAAAAGCUUCUCAACCCAGCUUUGAUUGGACCGGACCUUCAGAGUCUGCAAACCCUGGAAAAGAAGAUGGCAUAUGAGGAUAUACGAUUCUAUCGAUCUAUUGCCCGUUCAAAGCUCAAGAAAGACGCAGCCUUGCGUAAAAGACUAGAGGCUGAGAAAAAGCAACAGCAGCCUCAGAAACAGGGAUGGGGAGCAUGGUUAUGGGGCUCCUCAUCAAAUGAUACCUCUCAGGAAGACCCUACUUUUGGCGGCCCCAUGACGGAGGAACAACGUCAACAGCUAUAUGAUGUACUGGACUACGACGAAAAGGCGGCACUGGUUGACUCACUCCAAGCAUCCCGUGAUUCCCUGAAGAUGCGAGUGACAGCGAAACUCAAUAAAGGAUCCUUUGGCUUGAAGACGGAUCCCCAUGGCAAAAAUACGGAAGUCAUGUCUGUGGUAUUCGACGUUUUCAGAGCAAACUUCAUUCAAAGGCCCAAUAAUUUCGAAUCAUCCAUAUCAUUAAACUCGUUUAGAGUGUUUGACGGGACAACGGAGAGUUCUUUAUAUCCUCAAAUUGUCCAUGUUAAAACGGAACUUGUAGGAAUGGAUAAUAAAGCCAUUGCGGGCGAAGCCGACACAUCAAAUCCAUUCUUUUUCGUCAAAUUUGAGAAUAAUCCCCUCGACGAAAGAGCAGAUAGUGCGCUGACGGUCCGCAUGCGACACAUGGAAAUAAUAUAUCACAAAGGCUACGUGGAAGCUGUCUACAAGUUUUUCAAGCCGCCCUCCAGCCAAUUGGAGUCUGUGGAAGCCCUUCUGAAUGUAGCGAGUCAGACUUUGGAGGGUCUCCGCAGAGAAACUAGGGCGGGCCUUGAAUAUGCUCUGCAGACUCAUAAAACCGUUGAUAUACAGAUGGACCUGAAUGCUCCUAUAAUCAUUAUUCCAGAAGAUGUUACGACGAACGCAUGCAGGCACCUCAUCAUUGAUGCCGGUCAUAUUUCAAUCGAAAGUGACUUAGUCUCUAAAGAAGCUAUCCACACCAUUCAUCAGAAACGUCACCAAAAAUAUACGGACGAAGAUUACAAGAAUCUGGAGUCACUAAUGUAUGAUAAAAUGUCGCUUCGGCUACAAGAUGCUCAGUUUAUCAUAGGAGAUAAUCUUCACUCUUGUCGAGCUGCACUCAGAUCCGAGUCUCACGACACACUUCAUCUCUUGGAGAGGAUCACAGUGGAUUUACAAAUAGAGAAAUCCAUAGUACCUACUGCAUUGAAUCUAGCUCAAUUCAAAGUUGCUGGAACUUUGCCUUCACUGCAAGUCAACCUAUCCGAUGCAAAAUACAAGUCUUUGAUGAGGCUCGUUGACGUGUGCAUUCCUCAUUUUGAUGAAAACACAGACCCUUCUACACUUUCACCUCAAAGUCAUUCACAUACGUCGACAUUCCCUCUUCCUCCCACAUUGUUUGGGCAAUCAGAAAAUGAGUACAACGUUGAUGAUGACGAUGACAAUGACGAACAGCACCAGGAAUCGGAUUCUCGUACGGUGAUGGAGGAACAAUUUUUUGAAGCCGAAGAUGGAACCUCAGAGCAUCCUGAAUUGCGGCAACAUAUAUUCGAACUUCAAUUCAAAGUCGACAAAUUGAGGGCCGCGGUCUCGCGGUCGACUGCCGAUGGCAUUGACAAAUCGCUCGGCAACCUGGACAUGGAAGGAUUUUCAUUGUCAUUUGCAUUAACCAAAUAUGAAAUGAAUGUCGACAUCAACCUCAGCUCUGUUUCAAUGGAUGUUAUACAACCGAGCGGUCAAUACAUGCAAUUUAUAACUACCCCUGAACUUGGACCUUCUAUUGACAAGGAUCUUCUCCGAAUCUCAUACCACCGAAUACAAAAAGAAUCGCCUGAUUUCAUGACCAUAGCUGAAGGCAUUGACCAAAGUGUUGAUAUCAAAAUGUCUACUCUGGUUUUCCAGGCUGCACCGGAGCCUGUUCUUGACAUUUAUAAUUUUAUCAUGUCAACCUUUGUCACGGAUUCUCAACCAGUUGUGCAACCCAGUGCUGAAUGGCAAGCAAGUGGUAGUAAUGAUGAAAAGGCUGUAGUUUUUGCAGAAUCCGAAGGUAAAAUCCGAGUUUUGAUGAAAUUUGAAGGAAUUCGAGUUACGUUGAUCAACGAAUCGAUAACUCUGGCGACUCUGGCCCUUUCAAUUGCAGAUGUAGCCAUACUUGUUCGUCCCAAAACACUUCGGGUAUCCGGAAGACUAGGCAAUUUGACCUUGACGAAUGACAACAAAAAAUAUGCGAUUUUAGGCGACUUUAACCAACUAGUCUCCAUUGAUGGCAAAAAUUUUGCAGAUUUUAGAUACCAGACUUUUGAUCCAGAGGAAGAUCAUUAUACUGGAGUUAAAUCUUCUGUCCAUUUGGAUGCCGCAUCCAUUAAGUUUCACUUUGUGGAACAACCCUUGCACGACUUAUAUCUAUUCUUUUCCAAGCUGGCAAAAUUGAAAGGGUUAUAUGAUGCUGCCACCCAAGUUGCUGUUCAACGAGCAUCGGAAAUUGAACGCAUGCAAUUUGAAGUUUCGAUAAAAUCGCCAAUUGUAGUAUUUCCUUCAAAUUCGACAUCCUCCUCCGACACACUUGUUUUACGACUUGGCCAGAUCAGCGCUCGGAAUACGUCUGAGGCUCUUGUCAACCGCAUCUUUGCCAGUUUGAACGGUAUCCAACUUGCAUCCUAUCUUGGCCAGGGAGAUACCAACUCUUCCCUCAAAAUCAUUGAUGAUAUUGAUGUUUCGGCAGAAAUUAUUCAAACAAGUAAUAUAGACCGUAAUCAAGAUACCGCUUAUCCAGAUACCCAGGUCGCUGUUAAAAUCUCUGAUGUAAAGUUGCAUCUGACCCAGACACAAUACUGCCUACUAAUGCAGUUGGCGACUGAAAUACCUCGCGUCUUCAUUGGUGCCCCUGAAGUAGAGUCGGAAACAGCAGAAUCUAUUCCCCCCUCCAAAAUCAAGAAGCCUGAAGGAGCUUCAGCAGGCGUUGACCUUCAACCUGAAUUACGAUCCCAGUCUCAACAAAACUGGACCACUGUCGAUCUCGUCGUCUCCGUUAAUACCGUCAAACUCCAUCUCUAUGACUCCCAUGCACUGUCUGAUGACCACCUCAAGGAACAUGGCAUUGCUCGAUUUGCUUUGAACGACAACACACUUCGUUUUAAAUUACUGUCUCACGGAGCUGGUGAAGCUCAAGUCGUUUUACGGUCUUUCACAAUGAGCAACACAAGGCCCGGCAACAAUAAAUUCCGCGAAAUCAUACCAGCAGCGCAACACAACCGCAACCAAUUCAUGCUAUUAUAUACUAUGUCGGGAGGCCAGGAUUCAUCGUCGUUGGCUGUAUUGACUGUCGAUUCUCCACAAGUUAUUUUCGCAAUCGACCCUGUGAUAUCAUUGCUUGAGUUUUUUACGAGCACAUUCAAUGGCAGUUCAUCUCCAUCGUCUCCCCCGGACCAUGUUGAAAGCCAAAAUGAUAUCCAAGUUGCACAAGAGGGGCAGGGUGGCCUAGAAUUUCGGCUUGAUUUACACGACGUUUCUGUCAGCAUCUUGGAAAAUGAUGCUGACCCAGAGUCUCGUGCAAUCCGCCUGUACAUCAACCAAAUUUUGUUCUCGCAGCAGGGUAUUAUGGCGUUGUCUGUCAAUCGUUUGGGAAUGUCUCUCAUGAGAAUGGGCAGAAGUGCUGAAAGUGUGAGGUUCUUAGAUGAUGUGGACCUCACUUUUUCAGUAGAUAGCAGAUCGUCGUCGCAGCAGCAAAUGAUGAACAUUGAACUCACCUCGAAACCUAUAGUUUUCCGUGCUUCGUACAGAGACAUAAAUCUGAUAACAUCAAUUGUCAACAAGGCUAUAGAGAGAUACGGCAACUCCCAAAAAUCUUUCGCCAGCCAAAAGCAAGACACGAUUGCAGAUGGUGGUUCGUCUUCGCAAACAAAUCGGAUUGCAACUCCUUCCCGCAAGUCCGAUGGCACUCGGCCUCAGCCCACAGGGAAAGCUCGAGUUUUAAUGUCGAAAGAAGUGUUAAAAGGAUCUUUUGAUGGGUUUAGGCUGGUCCUCAUCGGUGACUUGCACGAGCAUCCUAUGCUUCAUCUCAAAGUAAAACCUUUCAUUAUUGGCGCUCAGGAUUGGUCUGGCCAGUUGCACGCGACAACUACAAUGACGACAACCAUUACUUAUUGGAAUUUAACAAAUUCGCACUGGGAACCUUUGAUUGACCCAUGGACUUUAACGAUUACAGCUGCAAAAGAUAGCCCUGUUGGUGGGAUUGACCUGAAUCUCUCUGCUCGGGAGCGUCUUGAUCUCAACAUCAGUACCACAUUUGUUGAACUUGCCUUGACAACAUUCAAUUCGUGGAGCCAAGAAGGUGAAUCUCUCCUGCAGAAACCUCGUGGCACAUAUGCGCCAUAUCGCAUCCGCAAUCAAACCGGUGCACCCAUUUUCAUAUGGUCAGAUACAGACAGCACUACAAACACCAAAGACGUCGACGUCGUAAAAAUUCUUCAUGAUCAAUCAAUAGAUUGGAGGUUCGAUGAUUGGAAAACUAUGCGUGAGUUUGUAGAAAAAUCAUGGGAGCAAUUGCGAGGCAUUCCCGUGGAUCGUGAAGGAGAGUUUGUAUUUUCUCUUCGGCCUCGAACUGAGAAAUAUCCUAGUCGCCUCCUAUGUGAAGUAAAGGUUGUAGAGAACACUAAGAUCGUGACCAUUCGUUCAACCUACAAAGUGGAGAAUCUAACACUAUAUCCUAUCGAGUUGAUGUUGGUGGACGAUUCUGGACACCCUGUGUACUCCUUGGAAAGAAUUGUUCCAGGGACGGAGUUCUCACUUCCCAUAGACGCUGUCACCAAAAAUAGGGUCAGGCUCCAACCAGAUCAAGGACUAGGUUAUAAAUGGAGCGCCCCAAUACGUUGGGAAGACCUAAUAUCGAGGAAAAGCUUUACUAUAAAAUGUCCUCAUGGGGACCCUCGAGAAGCUGCCUUCAGGUUGCAAGCAUGGGUGCAUACCGAUUCCACGGAAAGUUCUCCGUUAAAAUAUCCCAAAAUUAAUCUGAAGCUUCGUGCCCCUCUGGAACUGGAAAAUUUGCUGCCAUAUAAUUUGGAAUACCGUAUAUAUGACAAGAAUACCAAUCAAAACUGGAAAAGCUAUCUUCGGCAAGGAGGGAUCAUGCCAGUUCACUCUGUAGAAUUAGGCCAUUUCAUUCUACUCAAUGUCAAUCUGGAGGAAUCAGUUUUCAAGCCUAGUGAAUUUACUAUCAUAAACACAGACGGACAUUCCGAUUUCGACAUCGAGAAUACACUGACGUUACGUGACCAGUAUGACAGGAAAUUAGAUUUGAAAUUGAACUAUGUUCGUCAUCCAGACUCUGGGGGGGCAUUCAAAGUCCAGAUCUAUACACCAUAUAUAAUCGUCAAUAAAUCAGGGCUUCCUUUCGCGGUUAAAUCGACCAGGUCGAAUCGCACAGGUUCUCAAGAUGUUGCAGGAGAUACACGGCCGGAUGUUCUUUCCAAACCCAUCCCCUUUCUCCUUUCUCAUACUAAUAAACAUGGUCACGAAUUUAUGUUUAAAAUAUCUGAUUCACUUUGGUCAAAGCCUAUAUCUUUGGAAGCCCCUUCAGCAGAAACGGAACUAGUGGUUGCCUCACAAAGACAAAAGGCUGACGAAUACCACAUAGGAUUGUCUUGGUCAGAGGGCCUUGGGAAAUACAAAUUGUCGAAAGUCGUUACUCUAACGCCCCGCUUCUUGAUAAAAAACCAGCUACCUGAUUCCAUUGCCUUCCGACAGCAUGGUGCUUCUCCCAGAGACCGUUCUUUAGCUGAACCAGGUCAGAAGUGUGCAUUCCAGGUCCUUCGUUCCGGCGACGAGAAACUUUUGACAAUAGCCUAUCCAGGCCUAAAUGCUCGAUGGUCCCCCCCUAUCAAUAUCGAAGACAUAGGAUCCGUACACUUUCGAUUACCUCGUUUGGGUGACGCUGGUGGCCACGAUCUUGUCCGAGCGGAUAUUCGAAUAGAGGGUUCCACUAUCUUCAUUUUUAUUAGCCUUGCAUCAGGCGGGCCCCCUUUUGUCAUAGAAAACGACAGCGACUAUGAUAUCAGUUUUUCUCAACAAGAUGCGGGACGUGAUCAGCAACUUCGUGAACCACUCAGAUAUAUUGCAAAUGCUCACAGUGCCAUACCUUAUGCUUGGGACUUUCCGGCUGCCAGAGACAAGAAAAUCCUCCUUGCCAUCGGGUCUGCGCGGCGUAUGGUGGAUAUCUUGGAAAUUGGGGACUUAAUGCCCUUCAAAUUCAAUGACCAGCAAAGGGUAAGGGCGGUAUCUCUGGAUGUUCGCGCAGAUGGGGAGAAGCAAAUUCUGCGCAUAACCAAUUACAAUCCCGAUCGCAGUCUUUACAGACCGCGCCAAAGAAACAACUCAUUGUCAGUCUCUAGGCAGGAUACUAUAUCUAGCUCGGCGGAGGCAUUCGAGGCAAUAACAGAAGAGGUGUCUUCCGAUCUCACAGUUGUGAUUGAUUUGGCAGGUGUUGGAAUUUCGCUGAUCAACAAGCGGAUGGUCGAAGUCGUCUACAUGGUUAUGGACACAAUCAAGUUUGAAUAUGCCAACAGUUCAGUUGCCCAAUCAGUUAAUUUAGCAUGUGGGACUCUUCAAAUCGACAAUCAACUCCAUGAAGCAAUAUUUCCUGUCAUACUACAACCAACACCAAUAGCGAAAGAGUCUGCUGGCAUCGGUGCUCUGCCAACUGUUCAAGCCUCAGUCAUAUGGCUGAAGGAUCAAGCCCAUGGUGUCCUGUUCAUCAAAUACUGUUCAAUUCUUCUACAAGCACUAACGAUCGAGGCUGACGAAGAUCUCCUUUUUGCCAUUUACGAUCUCACCCAGAUCAAGGGUGCCUCUUGGGAACAAGGGACUGUAGACGUCUUGCUACAAAACAUCAACAGUAUACCGGAGCCGAGCACACAAACUGUGGGACAAGAUUUAUAUUUCGAAAUCCUUGAGCUUCAACCCAUAAAAUUAUCCCUGUCUUUUAUGCGGACAGAAAGGGUGAAUAGCGAAGAAAAAUUAAGCAUCAGAAACCCUCUUGCUGUUGUCGUCAAUGCCUUAACGAUGACGGUUGGCAACAUCAAUGAUGCCCCUCUUGAAUUGAAUGCCCUUGCAAUCAAAGAUAUGCGACUGACAAUGCCAGAGUUGCAGAGCCGAAUCAUGUACCAUUAUAGGCAAGAUGUUUUGCGGCAACUAUAUCGGAUAUUGGGUUCUGCCGAUUUUAUUGGCAAUCCCAUUGGCCUCUUUACGAAUGUCAGUUCCGGAGUUGCAGAUAUUUUCUAUGAACCUUUCCAGGGAGUCAUAGUUCACGGUAACAAAGAAUUAGGUAUCGGAAUAGCAAAGGGAGCUGCCAGCUUCGUCAAGAAGACAGUCUUUGGCGUCAGUGACAGUUUCACUAAGUUUACUAGCAGUGUUGGCAAAGGUUUAUCAGCAGCGACAUUUGAUUCGGAAUAUCAAGCACGCAGGCGUAUGACACAAAGGCGCAACAAACCUCGACACGCUAUCUAUGGCGUAGCGGCAGGCGGAGAAGCAUUUGCCAGCAGUGUCACUAGUGCUAUGGAAGGAGUUUUUAUGAAACCCUUGGAAGGUGCUGAGUCAGAAGGGGCAUUGGGCUUCUUCAAAGGUGUUGGGAAGGGUUUAGUUGGUGCGGUCACCAAACCUGUAGUCGGUGUAUUCGACCUUGCCUCCAAUGUCUCAGAAGGUAUACGAAAUACGACGACGGUCUUCGACAACCCUGAGAGAGAUCGUAUGAGAUUGCCACGAUUGGUUCCAUCAGAUGGUGUUCUUCGGCCUUAUUCAUCGCGAGAGGCUUUGGGCCAGUCGUGGAUGAAGGACCUGAACGACGGAGCUUAUAGACGCGAGUUCUAUGUAGCACACAUAAAUUCGCCAGGUGCGGAUAAUGUCAUUCUUCUCACAGCUUCCAGAGUUCUUUCUUUCUGGUCGAAGAAACUUCGUCUCGAGUGGGAACUACCUUUCACGCAAAUUCAAGGUGUUACCGUUGAGGACACUGGGAUUCGGUUUGCACACAAGGCCGGCAAGGAGCAAGAUAAAUUUGCAUUCAUUCCAGAUAAAGCUUCGCAGUCAUGGUUUUUCAAUCAGGUGGCCUCAGUAGUCAAAUCAUUCAACGCCCGUAGAAGGAUGGAUGGCUAG